AUGAAAAACUUAGAGUUUCAUUUCACCGUAUAUUUGUUUGUAUAUUUUGCAUUAUUGUAUGAUACUUUUUCCACGAUUGACAUUAAUUUGAGUCAAUUGGAAUAUCUUGCUGCACGUUUAGAUCCAUUCGAAUGUCGACGUCUUAUUGCUGCCCUACAUUACACGUCAUAUGAAUUGCCGAUGAAUUUGGCGGCAGCAGUUCAUUGGAACAGUUCUCCAAAUGAAGGUCUUGGUCAAAGCCAUGAAGCCUUAGUUCAUCGACUUCGUCAAUUGAAUCGCAAUGACUUAGCUGAUUGGCUUGGAAAAUCUACGUUUAAACAACUUGGAAUGGAUAUGGAAAGAAUUAUGAAUCGAUCAUUUGAUAAAUUAAGCGAACAAGAAAUUGAGACAUAUUAUCCAUUAACAAUUGAUCCAAUUGAGAAUCCUGGAAACGAUGAUUUUUGGUCUCAAUUAAAUAUCAUCUUAUUGGCAAUAAUGUUAGGUUUAAUGGGAACUUUAUUAACAUUAAUAGGAUAUAUUAUUUUUUAUAUAAUCAAAGUGCGUUUACGUAGAACAAAAUACAGGUAA
Messenger RNA from Vespa mandarinia (Asian giant hornet), 567 nucleotides. RefSeq lists its product as uncharacterized. Lineage: Eukaryota; Metazoa; Arthropoda; Insecta; Hymenoptera; Vespidae. The record is from RefSeq and is a predicted model, not a curated record.